CAAGCUCCUCGCAGCAGAGACGGACUCGCAGAAGCAGCAGAAGAAACAAGAAAGAUACGCCUGUCGCUCGUCUCUUCACUGUAGGCCUCUCGAGUCGCCUGCGCAGCUGCCCGUCUGCUUCUCCCUGCUGCAGCGCCCGACCCUUGACCACGGCUAGCCGUCGACCCCGGACUGACUACCUUCUUUCCCCUCAGAAAACAACAUCACCGCCAGAACUACUACAUAUUCACGCUAUAACUACACCCGCGCCACACAAAUACAGAGAGAGAGAAAGCACCCAGACACACAGCCAUGCUGUCAUAAGUUACUGUAUCUCGACUAUAUAACAUCGUCUGCAGCUCCUCUUUGCUCAGACUCGGCAUCGUUACGCACUGCUCUGCUCGGUCUGGGGCUAUGCUGCCAUAGCUAGUUAGUUGUUUGACCAACUAGUCAACUAUCGAUAAGCGCAAGCAGCAGAGCUGCCAGCUUCAAGAGGGCAGAAGAAGAAAUAUCGAGCUGGUGGACCAUUUUACCACUGCUUGACACGGGCACACACGCACACACAACACACACCCUCAGGCAGAUACACACACGCUGGACCAGUGACACCGUACCACAACAGAAACAGAGUAGUUAAAGGAGCAGAUCGAGCAGGAAAAAAAGCAAAGCAAAGGAGGAUAGCGGCAAGGUAAGUAACUGAUAGUCACUCAGUUUCAAGCAAACAACACUGGCAGAUACCUGUCUCUCUUGUUUUCCGGAGAAGGCAUUUACUGACUCUUUCGCUGCACGGGGGGGCCACCUUCAUAGCUUCUUAACAAAGGUACGGACUCCUGAUAUCCCGCACCAGCAACAUCAGCAUCAGAAGACAUCGGCGUACAGCGCUGUCACGCCCAGCAUGAGCAGUGUACCAGGCUCCGGCUCUGGUGCUGGUACAGGCGCUGACUCUGGAGCUGGCAAUGGUUCCGGCAGUGGCAUUCCAGCUUCGACUUCCCCUUACCCAUUACCAACCACAGCCAUCCCUACCAUCUAUCGCACGCGCAGGUCCUCUUACGCCUCCGUCCUGUCGCGCCAGCCAGGCCAAGCAGAGCACGAGCAUGACGAGCACUACCCUCCGUCUCCGUUCCGCUCAAGUCUAACUCCAUCGUCUAGCACCAAUAACAACGCCAUCCAAGAUACCUCCUCCUCCAGAUCCCGCAACCAAGUCCCUUUCUCCUCUUCCGCACUCCCCACAGAUCCCGCAGCCAUGCAACAACAGACAAACGGCAGCGGUGCUGGUGCAGGCGCAACCGCAAACAGCUGGCGGAGACCAAACUCAAACCUCUCCUUCCAACUGGGUCAGGGCAUCGGCGUGGGACAGCUCCCAUCAUACUCAAAGCAAUUUGAGAAACUGCUCGAACAGGCUGAUAUGAAUGCCCUACCUUUUGGCCUCAACAAUUCGCUAUACCAACAAAACCCAGAAGACUCCUUCUUCACUCCUUCAUACCUCCGUUCGUCGAAAUACGUCGCCCAGCUAUAUGCAGCUCACAAGGCAAAGCUCUCCUCCCAGCGAGAUGCUCAAUCGCAGAGUCAGCAUACGCCUACCCCAGGCUCCUCUGCCCAACAUCUCCCCUCAGCCUCCUCGCUCCCCCUAUCUGCCUCGUCAAGUCAGCUUAACCUACACCGCAUGGCGCCUUCGCACAGAGGAAUGACAUAUGACAUCGUUGAGAGUCAUGGUCCUGGCGGUGACUCGACUGCACCGCUAGAGGGACAGCAACUUACCCCACUACCUUCUCGUUGGAACGAGAGUGAUAAGUACAGCGGCCUGGAUUUGUUAGGAGAAGGGCUAGAGGUACGGUAUAUUGGCCAUGUGCCUAAACAGGAACACGAGGCCGCAGCCGUAAGAGCCGAUCAGCCUAUGCCUGUCAAAUGUGGUAUAUAUUACUUUGAAGUCACUAUUCUCGCCAAACCGAAAGACGGUAUGAUUGGUGUGGGCUUCUCGAAUAAUAAGGCUUCUCUGGAGAGAUUACCAGGCUGGGAGCAGGAAUCCUGGGCCUAUCAUGGUGAUGACGGUAAGACGUUUUUCGGUGACAACCAGGGCCAGGGAAGGUCUUAUGGACCUACAUUUACCGUCAAUGAUACGAUUGGAUGCGGCAUUGUGUUCUCUACUGGAAACGCUUUCUUUACAAAAAACGGGUCUUUCCUCGGAAAUGCGUUCCGUGAUUUGAAGCCCGCGAAGCUAUACCCAUGUGUAGGCAUGAGAAAACAGCCUGGCGCACAUGUCAAGGCGAACUUUGGCCAGUUUCCAUUCAUCUUCGACAUAGAUAGUAUGAUGGCGAGCGAAAAAUAUGAUGUCCAGAAGAACAUCCAGAUGACGGACCUCUCUACCUUGCAUCCCACAUUAGAUGAAUCGGAAUUCAUGCAGAAACUUGUUGCCCAGUUCCUCGCACAUGACGGAUAUGUAGAAACUGCCAAGAUAUUUGCACAGGAAGUUCAGGAUGAAAAGCGUGCUUUGCAAACUUCCGGAGAAGUGUCCAUGAAGGAACUCGAGGUUGAGGAUGAUGUAGAUGCCAUCAACAGACAAAGUAGGCCCAAGCUCCGUCUAAUCCCCAUCAAAUGGUACCAACUAACUUCGUGCGCAGAAAUACGAGCAGCGAUACUAGAGGGAGACAUCGACAGGGCCCUGAAGCUGACAAAUGUACACUAUGCCAGCGUCCUCGGUGACAACCCACACAUCCAUUUCAGACUACGAUGCAGAAAGUUCAUUGAGAUGAUGCGUCGCUGUACUGAGCCGCAGCCUGCCGCAAUCAGUUCAUCAAAUGGCCUGUCGGAACCUACCAGAACAACUUCCGACGGCUUCACACUCGACAUGGAAGUCGAUGACCAAAUGCCUGACGUCGAUACCAAUGAAGCAAUUGCUCCUAGCGACAUGAUGGACACUGAUGCUAGCAACACCAACGAUGCUAACAACGACACCACAACUGUCAAAAAGGACCAAGACCUUUUGCACGAAGCUAUACUGUAUGGCCAACAGCUACAAGCUGACUACUCCGGUGAUGAGAAGGAGCACAAGAAGACCCUGGACGACAUCUUCUCACUAGUAGCCUAUGCGGACCCCAAGACUUCUGUUCACGGCCACUUGCUGGAUCCCAGCGGUCGAGUUGCAGUCGCGGAGGAACUAAACUCUGCCAUCUUAGGUAACGUCCCUCUACACUUGCUUCCCACUACAUCUACUAACAGACUACCAUAGUAUCACUGGGGAAGUCCUCCUCCGCGGCGGUGGAGCGGCUGUACCAACAGAUCGAGGCACUUGUAAACGAACUCAGCGAAGACGGCGGCGCAGGGGCGUUUAUUAACGUCGUUGACGACUACUUAAAAUAGUUUCAUCUCUCAUUCCUACUGUUUUAUCCAUUUUAUCCGGGAUUCAUCAACAUUAACACAUCCAUCGUUAUUCAUUCAUGGGCAUCAUGGCGUCUGUCUAUUAGCCGUACUCAUACUUAUCUCCUCUUAUCCCCCUUUUCUAUUCUUUACCCACAUACCUCCCUGCUUGCCUAUCUAUAUUUACAACUGUACGUCACCGCCCCCUCACGUUUUAUAUUAUUUAUCUAUGCCUCUGUUCUACCCUUGCGUCUAUGCCUGAGUGUCUGGAGUUUGUGCCUCUCUGUAACUCUCCCCUUUUUCGCCUUUUAUAAUGGUUCAACAAUCAAGUGUCUGUCUGCCUGACUCCAGGAAAACUACGGUGAAGUGUGUAGUGAGGAAGUCUAUACGUAGUAAGUAGUUGUUAAUAGCAAUAGAUAAAAGUGAUAAAAAAAAUCCCCAUUCCAUAAGGAAGCGAGUUAAAUCCGAUAUUAAGAAAGGAGGGUAA
Trichophyton rubrum CBS 118892 is the source of this 3820-nucleotide messenger RNA. RefSeq lists its product as uncharacterized. The record is from RefSeq and is a predicted model, not a curated record. Gene Ontology annotation, biological process: cytoskeleton organization; cell surface receptor signaling pathway. Gene Ontology annotation, molecular function: protein binding. Gene Ontology annotation, cellular component: cytoplasm. NCBI's taxonomy places the organism in Eukaryota, Fungi, Ascomycota, Eurotiomycetes, Onygenales, Arthrodermataceae. Bases 875 to 3205 code for a protein of 776 amino acids. The transcript has 4 exons.